Molecule: messenger RNA, 1482 nt
Organism: Spinacia oleracea (spinach)
Lineage: Eukaryota; Viridiplantae; Streptophyta; Magnoliopsida; Caryophyllales; Amaranthaceae
Exons: 5
Coding region: 1-1341 (446 amino acids)
Source: RefSeq, a predicted model, not a curated record
AUGUCCAAUCGAGGAGAACAUUCAGCCAUCCGCAGUCGUUUAGGUGCACGUGGAGGUGGUCGUGAAGGUGGUCGUGGAGGUGGCCAUGGAGCUGACCAUGGAGCUGGCCGUGGAGGUACUACACGGGUGACCCAACCCUCACUGGAUACCUACUUUGAUGAUGACGAAACUCAAGGUGAAUACUCUGAAGAGGUGGUACCUGAUUCACAAGUAAAUGAAGAAGCUGAGGAUUCUGGAGUCGUUUGGAUGGCACCGGGUGAACUUUGGUUUGAUCACAGUUCCAUUUCGCGGGAUAUUACUAACGUCAUCCAGAAAUAUUUCAAGAGUCCUUGGACGUGUUAUACCAAAGUUGACAAGGAUACAAAAGAUCAUUGGUUCACUCUGUUCAAGAGGACCUAUAAAUGGUUGCCUGAGUUUGAUCACCUUGCUGUGCGUGAUUACCAUGCAAAUGCAUAUAAACGGGUUAAGUACAUCCACUACCAAAUAACAAGAAAGAGUAAUGGAAGGAAGCCAGAUUGGAUGUCUGAGAAAGUGCAUGCAGAUAUGAUGAAGCACGUGGAUGAUGAUGAAUUCAAGAAAAGAUCUGAGCAGGCUAAGAAAAAUAGAAGAGGGGGUUCAUUAACCAACAAUGUUGAACCAUCACAUUUCCAAGGUUCCAUUUCCACAACUGAGGCUGCAAAGAAAAUGGCAAAGGAAAGUGGAGGUGUGAUGCCUACAGCUGGUGACUUAUAUUUGAAGACACACACGAAGGAAGUACCGGGUAAAGGGAAAGUCCCUUGUAGUAGCAAAGCAAAGCAAAUCAAGGAAAACUAUGAAAAAAAUGUUGCUGAAUGUGUUGAAAAAGGCAUUGCUAAAGAUCCCAACCAAAUCUACUUUGAGACAGUAGGUGGGAGAAAGAAGGGAAAGGUCCCCGGGCUGGGUAGUGGAGCCUCUCUAUACUUUGCACCAUCUAGAAGGGGUGGUAGUUCUUCUAGCUCAUACACCCCAUCUAUUUAUUCUCAAAUAUCAUCUCGAUUGGAAGAGACUCAACAACAGUUGACCCAAAAAUCCAUUGAGCUUGAAACAACAAAAAAUCAGAUGUUAAAGGCUAUGGAGGACGAUCUACUUUUGAGGCAAAGGGAGAGAGAAGAAAGAGAAGCAGAGCGACUACAGCACCAAAGGGAGAUGGAAAGGGAGAGACAAGAGAGAGAAAGGGAGAGACAAGAAAGAGAAGAACAUGCCGCCCAGAUGAAAAAGGCAAUGGAGUCUUACGAGCGGAUGUUCAGUCAGUGUACUGGUUUUCCUUUCUCGCAGUCGCAGGACCCUCGAGAUCCAACCGGAGGCGGGACACCUUUGUGUUAGGUAGUUAGUAUUCUUGUAUUAGUUUGAACUAGUUACAACUUUUCGUAUUAACAUGUUUGAACAACAUUAUGUGUAUUAUGAAUCUUUGUUGUAUGACUUUGAACAUGUUUAAUAUUAUAACAUCGAGCAGGUUUCAUACGA